AUCGACGCUGUGGCGUGCAGAAAACAAAUAUUGUCGUUGUAACCUAUGAUAAAUUAAGAUUCAUUGUUUAUAGGACAAAUUCCAUUAGAAAUUUGUUAAAAUGAAUCCAACGGAACCCACUAGUACGGAAACGCUAAGUUCCAAAAUGAAAGAUGUUAUUGAUGUAUUAGCUAUGCAGCGAGAAAAAAGAAAUACUUUACAAAAAAGUAUUAUGCUUGAUUAUACUAAAGGUAGUGACAGUUUUACAGUUUCAAGAUUUAUAUUUGAAUGUGGUUUAAAACUAGAAGCACACCCAUUGACUAUUGCUACAGCUGCAACUUUAUAUCACAGGUUUAUAAAAGAGGCUGCGCCAGGGGGUUAUGAUAACUAUCUCAUUGCUGCAACUUGCCUUUACUUAGCUGGAAAAGUAAAAGAUGAUAAUUUGAAAAUAAGAGAUGUAAUGAAUGUAUCUUAUAGCACAUUACAUAGAGGAUCUCAACCAUUAGAAUUAGGAGAUCAGUAUUGGAGUAUGAGAGAUGCAAUUGUGCAAGCAGAACUUUUAAUUAUGCGUAUGCUGAAGUUUCAAGUAACUCCUGUACAUCCACAUAAAUAUAUGUUACAUUACCUAAGAUCUUUGCAAGCAUGGUUUGGGGAAGAGGAAUGGUCUAAAUAUCCUGUUGCAAAAACCAGUAUGGCACUUUUGCAAGAUUUUCAUCAUUCUCCAGCUAUACUUGAUUAUCCACCGAAUUUAAUAGCAAUUGCCUGUAUUAAUUUGUCAUUACAAAUUUAUGGCGUUGUGGUACCAUUAAUGGAUGAAUGUGAUCAACAACCCUGGUUCAAUGUUUUCUGCAAAGAAUUAACAAGAGAUAAACUUUGGGAAAUAAUGGAGAAAGUUAUGGCAGCAUAUGAUGAAGAACCAGAAACUAGAGAUAAUUAAAGCACUGUAAAGUAAUUUUUAAUGUAUAAAAAUAUUUCAACUCACUGUAUAUUUACACAGGUUUGGCAUUUUUCUCAAAAAUAAUGAUAUUGAAAGAGUACAAAAAUAAAUCAGAAUAAUUUUAA
Messenger RNA from Osmia bicornis bicornis, 1041 nucleotides. RefSeq names its product cyclin-Q (gene koko). The transcript is spliced from 6 exons. Bases 101 to 916 code for a protein of 271 amino acids. Gene Ontology annotation, cellular component: nucleus. Gene Ontology annotation, biological process: regulation of transcription by RNA polymerase II. Lineage: Eukaryota; Metazoa; Arthropoda; Insecta; Hymenoptera; Megachilidae. The record is from RefSeq and is a predicted model, not a curated record. Gene Ontology annotation, molecular function: cyclin-dependent protein serine/threonine kinase regulator activity.